Messenger RNA from Centropristis striata (black sea bass), 2213 nucleotides. It is a transcript of the gene pla1a, whose product is annotated as phospholipase A1 member A. Lineage: Eukaryota; Metazoa; Chordata; Actinopteri; Perciformes; Serranidae. The transcript has 11 exons. Bases 389 to 1783 code for a protein of 464 amino acids. Gene Ontology annotation, molecular function: carboxylic ester hydrolase activity; lipase activity. Gene Ontology annotation, biological process: lipid metabolic process. The record is from RefSeq and is a predicted model, not a curated record.
GAGCUCAAAUGAGGUCAUGGCUUCGCCGCCAAGCAAAGAGCUUCUACCACUCACUGGCCAAAUACAAACACAGUCUGGGAAGAAAAAAAAUCACCCACUGACUGUGAUGACUGACUUAAAGGACAUUUCUGUGGCGCUUUAAAAGAAGAGAACCAUAAUUAGAAACAUUUGGACUGUUUAAUAUGGAUUCCUGCUUUGCUUCAUGCCAGCUGUUUAGCAGUUGACGUCUGACUGGUUGUUCCAGAGUUACAACACUGCACAGAGCCAGGAUUUUCUCACGCCAAAAGCUGAUCUGCAUCUACCAAUCUGGGGUUAAAAAGAGCAGCUGAGCGCCGUUAAGCACCUACUAAAGCUCCCAGGCAGUUAUUCACUCUGUUUCAGCAGAGAAAUGCCUCGGAAACAGAAAAGCGUCCUCCUCUGUGUGCUCACAGUCUGCAUCACUUCACUGGUGGUCGGUGUAGAGGAGAAGCAGACAGAUGAAGAGUGUGCUGACCUGAACAACACCACCUGGCAGGAGUACCGGCGGCACAGAGUCAAGCUGCAGGUCCAGUACCUGCUGCUGACCAGGAGGAACAUCGACUGCGCUCAAGUGUUCAACCAGGAGUCUCUCACUGAAACACAGCAGCAGUCGUCCUACUUCAACAUCUCCCGUCCGACCAAGGUCAUCAUCCACGGGUACAGGGCUCUGGGCAGUAAGCCAUCCUGGGUGAAGCAGUUGGCCCAGGCUCUGCUCAGGGCACAGGAUGUGAACGUGGUGGUGGUGGACUGGGUCUACGGUGCCUCCUUCGCCUACAAUCUGGUGGUGGAGAACUACAAAGACGUGGCUCUGCAGAUCUCUGUCCUCAUCAACCAGCUGCAGGAACAUGGCUGCAAACUGGAGUCCUUCCACUUCAUCGGUGUCAGUCUUGGGGCGCACGUCGCUGGAUUUGUGGGGACUCUGUUUGAGGGGAAGAUAGGACGAAUCACAGGUCUCGACCCUGCUGGUCCCAUGUUUAAAGGAGCGGACACCUAUGACCGCCUGGACCCCUCUGAUGCUCAGUUUGUUGAUGCCAUCCACACAGACUCUGACUAUUUUGGGAUUUCCAUCCCUGUCGGUCAUGUGGACUUCUUUUUGAACGGAGGAAAAGACCAGACUGGAUGUGCUCGCUCCAGGUUCGCUUCAAUUCUUGUGUACUUCCCAGUGUAUGGCUAUGUGAUCUGUGACCACAUGAGGGCGCUGCACGUCUACAUGAGCGCGCUCAACGGCUCGUGCCCACUGGUGGGGAUCCCGUGUUACAGCUAUGAGGACUUCAUGAAGGGACGCUGCGUGGACUGUGCCAUCUACAAGGGGACAUGUCCCACUGUGGGUUUAUCAGAAAACUGUGGGAUAACAGUGUCUCCUAUUCCCAGAGAGCAGAAGCUGUUCCUCCUCACUUCUUCUUCACCACCUUUUUGCUCUCAUCACAUCCUGCUGCAGCUGGAGGUUUCUCCUCUGGAUAAGAGCGCUGAGGUGGAGGUGAAACUGAUGACUGACAACCUGGGAACAGAGCGGAGACUUAGGCUUCAGAGGGAUACAACAGUGUACAGGACGGUGUUGUCUCACCCUGUUGCUCUUUGUGAGAUAUACUCCAUCCAGCUGAAGAACACCGGUGCUCGUUUCUACAGACAGGGAGACAUCCACAUCAAGUCUGUCUGCCUCUCUGAGUUCCCCUCUCUCAGGCGAGAAGAGCCAAUAUGUGUGAACAACAUCAACAUCAGACGAGGCGCUCCGUGGUCACACGACUUUGUGCAGGUGUGUGGCUAAAGAAAUUAGAUUUCACCAAAAGACACUACAAAAAUGCCCAAGGCAUCUACAGUGAAGUCACUGCACAUUAAGUCAUUUUCUCAUUUGUUUAAUGAUCAGAGAGCCAAAGAGGAAGCUCUAUUGGACUAUCACUCUACCACUAACUGACAACAUGAAGUCUAGUCAUACUUGACUAUUUAAUUAUUUGGCUAAUCCACUAAACUUCCACCAUCAUGGCUGUAGAAAAUUUUUAUUUGUUAUUUCAGCUAUUUGAAAUUCUUACUCUUAGCUCAGUCCUGCAGUGUUGAAAGAAUUUAGCUUUUUUUCUUCAAUAUGGGGAUUCAGAAAUCUUUAUGAUGUUCCAGGUUUCUUUUGUAUUUUUAGACUUGUAGUUUUAAUGGUGCUAAUUUCAGUUUGUCUCUUAAAACUAAGAAAUAAAUUGGUAACUGUG